GGAUAUUUUUGAUUUUCUGAUAGAAGAAGCUUUCUGACCCAAAACGAGAGAGAGAUCACUAGAGAAGAAGACGCGAAAAGGAGAAUACAUCGAAGAAGCAAAGAGAUUCGCACAAGCACACUGGACGAUCAAACAAGAGAUCGAUUCGAUUCUCUCCGCAAAGAAACAGAGUUGAUUCCGAUCAUAUCCCCAAUAGAUUGUGUUGUUUCUGGGAAGAAAAUGGCGGUUUAUGAUCAUAGCGGAGACAUUAACAGUACUCAGCUCGAUACAUCGAGGAAGAGGAAAUCGAGAAGUAGACGCGAUGGUACCACCGUGGCUGAGAGGCUUCAGGUGUGGAAAGAGUACAACGAUAACAUAGAAGCAGCUUCUCCCAAGAAACGGAAAGUGCCUGCGAAAGGAUCCAAGAAAGGGUGUAUGAAAGGCAAAGGAGGACCGGAGAAUAGUCGGUGUAGUUUCAGGGGAGUUAGGCAGAGGAUUUGGGGCAAAUGGGUCGCUGAGAUUAGAGAGCCGAACCGUGGGAGUAGGCUUUGGCUUGGUACCUUUCCAACGGCUGAAGAAGCUGCUUUGGCCUAUGAUGAGGCGGCUAGGGUUAUGUAUGGUCCGUCGGUGGCGAGGCUUAACUUCCCUCAGAAAUCUGUGUCUGAUGUAAUAAGUACGUCGAGUCAGUCUGAGGUGUGUACUGCUGGGACUUCAGGGCGUGUCCACGUGAAAACAGAGGAUGCAGAUUGUGAUUCUGAGCGCUUCUUGGGUGAAGCUAAUCCCUUGGAGAAUGGUGUUGGAGAGAUAAAGAAUGACGUCAAGGUAGAUGCUCCGAGCACGGAUUGGCUGGGUGAGUUUGAACAGAAGUAUUGGAGCGAAGUUCUGGAGGAGAAAGAGAAACAGAAACAGAAACAGAAGAAGCAAGUGGAAACCUGUGAGAAACAGCCGGAUUCACUGUCUGUUGCGGAUUAUGGGUGGCCAGAGGAUCUGGAUCAGACUCAGUGGGACCCGUCGGAGAUGUUUGAUGUUUCUGAGCUUCUAGGUGACUUGAAUGGCGACAUUUAUACAGGCUCGAACCAGAGUCAGUACCCGUGGGACAACGAAGCUCAGCAAACUGGACUUCAAGGCCUUGACUCUGGUUACGAAUUGCCUCCUCUUGAGCUAGAGGUACAGGAUGGUAACGAGUUGUUCGAUCUGAGUUUCCUGGAUCUGGAGAAGUGAAAGAGAGUGUAGAUACGUUUUUAGAUUUUGUUAUUUGCCUUAAACCCAUCGUGACUCUUUGAGACUCUAUUGAGUUUUUAGUGAUAUAGAGAAUCUCACAAGACUUGAGAGAAGGGAACUUGUAUAUACUGAGAUGAAGUUUCGUGUAAUAAAGUUAAUAACACUGUAACAGAGAAAGUAGGACCCUACUAAACUGCUUCUCUUUCGUUCUUUCA
Raphanus sativus (radish) is the source of this 1415-nucleotide messenger RNA. RefSeq names its product dehydration-responsive element-binding protein 2A. The coding region runs from base 220 to 1200 and encodes 326 amino acids. The record is from RefSeq and is a predicted model, not a curated record. The transcript has 2 exons. NCBI's taxonomy places the organism in Eukaryota, Viridiplantae, Streptophyta, Magnoliopsida, Brassicales, Brassicaceae. Gene Ontology annotation, cellular component: nucleus. Gene Ontology annotation, molecular function: transcription cis-regulatory region binding; DNA-binding transcription factor activity. Gene Ontology annotation, biological process: response to stress; positive regulation of DNA-templated transcription.